This is a messenger RNA of Solea senegalensis (Senegalese sole), 957 nucleotides long. RefSeq names its product C-type lectin domain family 4 member E-like. The record is from RefSeq and is a predicted model, not a curated record. The transcript is spliced from 4 exons. The coding region runs from base 1 to 957 and encodes 318 amino acids. NCBI's taxonomy places the organism in Eukaryota, Metazoa, Chordata, Actinopteri, Pleuronectiformes, Soleidae.
AUGGUCCGUCUGGGUCCAGAGGGUCCAGAGGGAGUGGCCGCCUACAUGGGACAGGUGACGUCACCGGCCUUUCAGGUGGUCCCGCCUCCGUCACCUGGGACAGUGGCUCACCUGGGACAGGGGCUCACCUGGGACAGGGGCUCACCUGGGACAGUGGCUCACCUGGGACAGGGGGCUCACCCACCUGGACAGGGGCUCACCUGGGACAGGGGCUCACCUGGGACAGGGGCUCACUGGGCUCAGACAGGGCUCACCUGGGACAGGGGCUCACCUGGGUCAGGGGGUCACCUGGGACAGUGGCUCACCUGGGACAGUGGCUCACCUGGGACAGGGGCUCACCUGGGACAGUGGCUCAUCUGGGCUAGUAGCUCACCUGCGACAGGGGCUCACCUGCGACACAGGGGCUCCCAGUUCAGUCAUCAACACGACUCAGUGUCAAACAAGAUAAACUGUGACAUGACCACACUGACAUGUUCACGUUGUAUGGAAGGCUGGACGGAGCACGACUCACGAUGCUUCUUCUUAUCAGGUGACGCUAAGAAAUGGUUAGAUGCACGCUCGUACUGUAUUGAUAAGGGUGGUGACCUGGCUGUGGUUCUGAGUGAGGAAGACCAAAAGUUUCUUACCAAACUUAUUGUGAAAAAUUAUAAAUCCAAAGAGAAAUUUAACGGAUCAUGGAUUGGGUUGCACGACAUGCAACGAGAGAGGACCUUCCGGUGGAUCAACGGCAAAAAUCUUGCCAAAUACAUAAACGAAACUGGACAAGAAACAGACUACUGGGUCAAUGGUCAACCAGACAACAACACACCUGGUUGGUCCCCGGAGGGAUCGGACUGCGUUGUUCUUGUGUUUGAGUUAGAUGAAAGCACAGACAGGGCAAUUAAAAACUGGGAUGACAUUGCCUGCCGUGGUCAGAGAAACUACAUGUGUGAGAGCAAAGCUUUUAUAAUGGAAUGA